GAAAAAAGGCUGAGAGUGAACAGGGGGUUGAAAAAGUUGCAUGAGAGAGUAAAGAAACAACAAGAAAAAGUGGAAGAGAAGAUACAAACAGUAGCAAAGCAUCGGAAUAUUUGGGUGGAAAAUGCUGAUAGAUUGGUUGCUGGUUUCCUUGAGAUGUUUGAAGAGGGUUGCCACAAGAUGGGCACUGUCAUAAGAGACCGGAUUCAAGAACAGAUAAGGACCAAGAGUAUAAAAGGGCUUCUAUAUGACAAAGAAGACGACGAUGAUGAUUAUGACUACUAUUAUGGGAGCACUGACGAUGAUGAAGAAUACUACGAUGGUGAAGAUGAAGACUAG
Nicotiana tabacum (common tobacco) is the source of this 336-nucleotide messenger RNA. NCBI's taxonomy places the organism in Eukaryota, Viridiplantae, Streptophyta, Magnoliopsida, Solanales, Solanaceae. The record is from RefSeq and is a predicted model, not a curated record.